CCAAACCACAUUAGCAUUGCUAGCGCUAACAGCUGCCUGUGUGACCCUAUUAGCUUCAUAAGUCAACAAUCGGGUGCGUAGUUUUCUUUAGGUCUUGAUGAAAUCUGCUAAAAAAUAUGCCUCAGAGUGGGAAAUCAUCAUCCACACGAAUGUCCAGUAACAGUGCUCACACGCGGCGUUACCGGACACGCGCCCUCACUUCCCAAGUAGAUGAAACUCUUUUUGGAACAGUUAAACAGUCUGCAUGUGAAAUUAAGAACCUCCCGAAAGAUGGCUCCAGAACGCAGUCUCGCUCUGCUCCGGCCACCAAAACACAGAACCCUGAGACAGUCCGUAUCAUCACCAAGGACCUCAUCAGGGACCUGAGAAUUCACAAUAAGGACCCAUCCGGACAGUCCAUCAUCCUCUGCCCGGCUGAAAUCGAGCGCAUCAUGGGUAAAUCACGUGUACUCACGAAAGAGGAGAGAGAAGCAACACUGCAGAGUCAGCGCAAAGAAUGGGAAGAGGCCAUGAAUGCUGCUGAGGAGAGGAAGGUGCUCAUGCAUCAAGCAGACUUGUGCCGUCACAAGAACCAAGGCCUUAGUGAUCUGGAAGCAGAGGCUAAGGAGCAGGCUCAGUAUUUACUGGAGAGGGCGAAUACCCUGAGAAUGGAGCAAGAAGAUGAGGUCAAGAAGCUUAACGAGCUGAUUCUGGAGGCGCAGUGCCAUGCGGUGAGGGACGCUCAGAUUGAAGAGAAGAAGCAGAUUCUGUCUGAGUUGCAGGAGGAGGAGCGUAGGCUGGAUGCCAUGAUGGAGGUGGACCGUCGGCGGGCCCUUGAGAUACAAGAACAGAUCGACAAGCUACGCAAAAAUCAGAGGAUUCAGGGGAAGAUGUGCAUCCUGAAGCAGAUUGAGGAACGUGAGGAAGAGCGCAUGCUGCAGGAAGAGCUGAAGGAACAGGAAGGGCAGCAGGUGCUGGAGAACCUGGAGAGGUUGCAGAUGGAGGAGUUGGAGGGUAUGGAAAAGAGAAAAGAGGAGCAAAGAAGGCUUCAGAUGGAAAUUCUGAAAAUCAACGAGGAAAAUCUGCUUGCAAAAGAACGCAAGAAAGAAGAGGAAAGGCUGGCUGACCUUCAUGCUCUGGAAUAUACACAAAAGAAAAUGAUGCGAGAGGCAGAGUAUGAGGCUGAACAAAAACAAAUAAAGAAAGAGAAGGAGAAAGAAGUGGCACGACUGAGAGCUCUCCAGGAAAGAGACAGAGAUCAUAAGGCUGAACAGGAUGCGCUCAGGGCUCGUAGGAACCAGGAGGCUACUGAAAGGGAAUGGAGAAGGAAAGAGAAAGAACAGGCCAAAAAAAAGCAGGAAGAGGCGGAGAGAUUGAAGGCCUCUCGUCUAGAGCAGAUCACCCAUAAAGAGCACAUGCUGUCUAUCGAAGGUGGACGAGAGAGGGCCGAGUUUGAGAGGGUCCUGAGGGUCCAGCAGGAGCUCAUUGCACGGGAAAGGGAGAAGGAGGAACGGCAUCAGCAGCGGAUCCUGCACCACUCCGAGGAGGUCCGGCAGCAGGUUCGGGAGCGGGAGGCUCAGGCCAUCGCUCGGAGGAGAGAUGUGUUCCGUGAAGGAGAGAAGCUGGAUGAAGAAGCUCGGGUCCGUCGAGCACGUCUGGAUGAGAUCAAAGAAAAGAAGCUAAAGGAGCUGAAGGCAGCCGGACUUCCUGAGAAAUACUGCAGUGAGGUGGAGCGGAAGAUCCAUGGCUUGCCUACCCUGGUAGGUUGAAGAAGAUUUGCCUCUGGAUUCAAAACAAAUAAAACCUCUAAAUAUCGUUUCCUGUGUAAUAAUAAAAGCAAUAAAAUAAUAA
This is a messenger RNA of Hemibagrus wyckioides, 1830 nucleotides long. RefSeq names its product cilia and flagella associated protein 45 (gene cfap45). Bases 117 to 1748 code for a protein of 543 amino acids. The transcript has 12 exons. The record is from RefSeq and is a predicted model, not a curated record. Lineage: Eukaryota; Metazoa; Chordata; Actinopteri; Siluriformes; Bagridae.